AUGUCUCAUCCCUCACCCAAGAAAGAAAACCCAGCAUGGCCCAUCGAUGGAGGGCAUCGUGCCUGGCUGUCAACAUUCGGAGCCUGGUGGGCCAUGUUCAUCACCUUUGGCUGGGUCAAUUCUCUGGGAGUUUUCCAAUCCUAUUACGAGCAAAAUCUUCUCCAAAAAUAUUUGCCGUCCCAAAUUGCAUGGAUAGCGUCUGUUCAACAGUGCUUGACUUACAGCGCGGGCAUCUUUCUCGGCAAGAUCUUUGAUGACUACGGACCGAGGUGGCUUCUCAUCAUUGGCGGUAUCGCACAGGUUUUUGGUCUCAUGAUGACCUCCAUCUCGACUGAGUAUUAUCAGGUCUUCCUGUCGCAGGCGAUUUGUAGCGCUCUAGGUGCUAGUGCUGUCAUGUACGGCACCGUUGGGUCGCUGGCUACAUGGUGGAAAGCCCGGAGAGCGACCGCGUACGGCAUCGCCAUUUCCGGCUCAUCAAUUGGCGGAAUGAUUUUCCCCAUCAUGGUCAACAGGCUCAUACCGCGAGUUGGGUUUGGAUGGACGAUGCGGGCGGUCGCUUUCAUCAUCCUCGCAGGGGCCCUCAUUGCGACAGCGACUAUCCGUUCCAACAGAGACCACGUCCCGACACCGUUCAAGAUUACAUCAUACUGCACGCCAUUGAAAGAAAUGACAUUCGCGCUUCUAUGUCUUGCAAUGACUGUGUUCGGCUUUGGCUUAUUCCUUCCUUUCAACUUUAUUCCUCUGGAAGGACAGGCAUUUGGUAUGUCCUGGGAACUGUCCAUCUACUCUAUCGUCAUUCUCAACGCUGUGAGCGUUUUUGGGCGGAUAAUCCCGGGAUUCCUGGCCGACAAGUUCGGUCGUUUCAACAUGAUGAUGGUCUGCACAACCAUGUCAGCCAUUUUGACGUUGGCUGUAUGGCUACCCGGAAGAUCUAACGCAGCAUCACUUUGUUUCUCAGCAUUCUUCGGCUUCUUCUCCGGCUGCUACAUCUCGUUGACUCCAGCCCUGGUUGUAGAAGUCUCGCCGGCAUCGGAGAUAGGACAUCGUACCGGAAUACUCUACUUCUGUAUUUCCAUUGGUGUUCUGGCAGGUAGUCCCAUUGCCGGUACGCUUGUUGAAACAAAUGGUGGUAAUUACACAUAUCUCAAGAUUUUUGCUGGUGUUACCAUGCUUUCUGGAGCUAUAAUGAUUGCUUUCUUACGUUUUUACAUCAACUAUUCGGCGAAGAAGGCUAUGGCUGCUUUGGAAGAUGGUCAGAUGGGUAAGGAAUAA
Molecule: messenger RNA, 1272 nt
Organism: Fusarium venenatum
Lineage: Eukaryota; Fungi; Ascomycota; Sordariomycetes; Hypocreales; Nectriaceae
Source: RefSeq, a predicted model, not a curated record